CAUAUUGGUGUCUCUGGAGUCGUGGUCGAAAGAGCCCAAGGAUGAUCUUGGAGGGUGAUCUUCCACGACACUAGACAUGUUUCCAAAGUCUUCGAAGGUUCGGGCCUUAUCUGGAGGUCGUGAAUGACGUGAAGAUGCUUGAAAGCGAGGCUUGUCUUGACCAACAUUAAGCGGUACCAACCACCGCUCAUUCACCACCAUCGCCGUCGCCAGCCUCGUCUCCACGUCAAAGUGUGCAGAUUUAUGCAGAUCCGAAAUGUAAACGGCAAACCCACCACACACAGUCAAUAUCUCUCCUUCGAUCUCGUGGGUCUGCUUCAGGGCUAGUGAACCCAGUGCAGACGUCCUGGCCAAAGUCUAUGGUACCUGUCCAUCAAGGAUCUUUUUUGGGUAAAGACAAAGACUGGCGUGGCUGAUGUCGCUGUUGAUCCAGUCUCAUGUGGGCCGAACCACAUGAAAGGGCAAUUGUAUGAAGCAUGGUAGGGUAGGCUCAAGGUCGAUAGCCAUGUCGGGUAUGAAUGUCGGAACUCACUCUUAUCCCUACGGCAUUUUGACAGGCACACCCUUGAACAAAACAGCGAGUAGGUUUGGGAUAUGGGAUUGCCAACAAACACUCACCGUGUGGAGGGAUACUUACAAAUGUACUCGGACUGUGUGUGGCAAUGAACAUGAUGAUAAUAUGAAGUUCAGUUAUGCAGACAUCAUGUCGAUUGGCAAGAAUCGCCGGACCACUCGAGUGAUUUCAAACCAACCGAAGGCUUCAUCUAGACCUUCUUACUUCGAAUUGGUGUGAACUGGUGUGGUCUGCACACAAAGUCCCAGAUUGAAGGCCCAGAGACAAAAAUGUCUGAUGGUGGAAAGUAGUAACUUGGGACCACAAUACGUACGGCUGAGACGGUGAGUCGGCGACGCUACACAGAGGAUGAAAGAGCGGUUUUGAGAUCACC
Exophiala oligosperma is the source of this 947-nucleotide messenger RNA. RefSeq lists its product as uncharacterized. Bases 470 to 793 code for a protein of 107 amino acids. The transcript has 2 exons. NCBI's taxonomy places the organism in Eukaryota, Fungi, Ascomycota, Eurotiomycetes, Chaetothyriales, Herpotrichiellaceae. The record is from RefSeq and is a predicted model, not a curated record.